UUGUGAUCUUUUCCCACCACUUUGAACUCCCCUGCAGCAUCUUCAUUUCUUUCUUCAGCCUUUAAUCUGUUGCUCAGUUUGUGGCAGUAAAUGAAAGGCCAGGCUGUGUCCAUGCAGGGCCUCCUCUUCCUCCUCCUCCUCCUCUUCCUCUGAGAAUGGUCGAGCAGGAAUGUGUGAUGGGUCGGCUGUAUGUAGGCCAGUGAUAGGCCUGCCUGUGCUGCCGUGUCUUCGGCUUAAAAAGUCCAAGUCAUUAUUCUCCUCCUGCUGCUAUUCAGAUGAAGUCCUGUGGCUCAUUGUUAUUCUGCCCCAGUGACAGGGGGACUCAGAAACUGGGAGGUUGACUGGUUUCCAACGGCAGGGAGCUGGUUGCACUGGGCGAGGAGGAGCUGCUGCUGGUUUCUGGUCACUUUUUUUCUUUAGCUGGAGCGAAGGCAUGUUGGUAAUCGGCUCAGUUAUGAGGAAAGGUACAGAAUGGCACCGAAUGUCUGACCCUUAUUCCCAGGAGUGAAGAGAAGCAGAGGGAGGGGAGAAACGCAGCGAGAGAGGAGGCCAUGUGAAAAAGGAGGUGGAGGGGAGGUGAGAUUUAGUGCUCUGCAUGAUGAAACAACCCCCCACUAACUAACGGAGAGAGAAAGUAGUCUAAUAGGAAGAAAAGGGGGGUGUUUUACUGUUCAUUACACACGAGCGAAGCCUUUUUCACUUCCUACAAUGAGCCCAGAAAAGAGGACUGCUGACUUCUGUAAAGCAUAGGCAGCAGAUCAGCAGAAAACAAGAACAAAUAAAUGGUAAAUAGGUCUGCAAGAUUAAAAAAAUGUCUCGAACUGAAGAGGUCAACAAGAUGACGGAGAAUGUCUACAAGGGAAUUCUGGACCAGUUCAAUCCCAGUCUGAAGAACUUUGUGACGAUGGGGAAGCACUACGAGAGAGCUUUAACAGGAGUUACUGUGGCAGCUAAAGGCUACUUUGAUGCUCUGGUGAAACUGGGAGAACUGGCAAGUGACAGCCAAGGCUCCAAAGAGCUGGGAGACACACUGUUCCAGAUGGCCGAGGUCCACAGACAGAUUCAGGUGCAGCUGGAAGACGUGCUGAAGCUGUUUCACUCUGAGAUGCUGGCCCAGUUGGAGCAGAAACUGGAGCUGGACAUCAAAUACCUCACAUCCACCUUAAAGAAGUACCAGAGUGAGCGGAGGUCUAAAUCUGAGUCGAUCGAGCGUUGUCAGUCCCAACUGAAGAAGCUCCGCCGGAAGAGUCAGGGCAGCCGUCACCCCAACAAAUACGGAGACAGGGAGAUGCAGUUUGUGGAGCUGAUGAGCCGUCGCCAAGGCGAGCUGGACGAGCUGGUGGCCACCGGCUACAAGUCAGCCCUGACUGAGGAGAGGAGGCGGUACUGCUUCCUGGUGGACAGACAGUGCUGCGUCACCAAACUGCUCAUUAGCUACCACGCCAAGGUCAGAGAACUUCUGUCUCAGAAACUUUCAUCCUGGCAGCAGUCCUGCUCUCAGCCAACCAAGCUCCCGGAGCGAGCUCUGAACCUGCUGCGCCACACGGCCCCACAAAGCCCAGGGGCUGCUGGGGUCGCCGAGGUCCUCCGUCACACCAAGCUGGGCUCUGCUCAGCCAGAGCAGAGGCUCUCUGUCCAUGAAAUCCCUCCCCUGUUGAACGGAGGGGACUCUGGUCGCUCCCAGCAGCAGCGCUCGCUCCCCUCCUCCUCCUCCUCCCACAGUGACGCUGGUCUUCCUCACGGCUCCACGCAGACUUUCUGCCCUGCGUCCUCCUCCAGUGGAGCUGCAGGAGGUUCAUCCAGAGGAGCAUCCCCUCAGCACACCAGCACCCCCCUCAGUUCUUCAGCUAGCCCCCUCCCUGAUGGCCGGGGCACUGACAGCACCAGUCCAGUUCCCAAUCCACCCAGCAGCUCCACCCAGCAGGGCUCUCUCCUCCUGGCCACGUCCAGCCUCUCCCCAAGCCUCAUCCCUUCCACCGUGAUGUCACUCAGCCAGAUCUCCACAGCCAGCAGCUCCCCACAGGGCAUGACCCUCCCCAUCCCCCACAGUGCUCCUCACAGUCCUCCUCUGUCCCACAGCGCUCCCCUCUCCAGAGCCAUGACUCCGGUGCAGCUGCUGCACCAACAGGUGGGACCAGGAGGAAGCAGCACUUUGUCUCCGUCCCACAAUCCCUGGCUGCUGAAGCUGGGAGAAAUGUCAGCCACCGCAACCCUCCCUCUGCCGAGGAGGCCUGCCAGUGAACUGAGGCUGGGGGGCUUUCAGGGCUCCAGCCUCCCCAGGAUGCUGUCUUCAUCUGGACCCAUCCGUGUGGAGGCCAUGUUUCCCCACACACCAGGAUCACUGGAGGGUGGUGGAAGCAUGGGGGGCGGGGCUUGCUUACUUCACUUCCUACCUGGUGACAACAUCACCCUGCUCAUCUCUGAGCCCCGGGAUGGCUGGCACUAUGGUCAAAAUGAGCGGACUGGACGAAAAGGCUGGUUCCCUUUCUCCUACACUCAGUUGCAGCACAGCAAGAUGGAUCAUCUGGAAGGCUCUCUCUUCUUAUCUAAGGCGAACAGCACCAGUACAGGACAGCUGGACAAACUGGUGUCGCCGGGUCCAGCCUUGACCCCCGAGUCUGAGGAGGAGCGCUUCCUUCCUCCCCAGAGGGUCAGCACAUUCCGCCCGCGCCCUUACAGCAUGGCCGACAGCAGCAAGAUCACGUCAGAUUUAACCUGUUCGCCCCCCUCACCUACCAGGCCCAAUCCAUUUGCUCACGUGCGCCUGAGAAGAACCGUCACCAACGAUCGCUCGGCCCCCAUCAUUGAGUGAGUCGGGAGUCCUGCUCCUCUGAGGUUCAUCGAACGUCCGCUCGAUCCUGUUUACAAGCAACCACUCACUCUGAGGCUGUUUAUCCUUAAGAAUGGCAUGAAGUUUGUUUCAUGAGCAGAAACAAAAAACAUGAUUCCAGUUUGUUUCAUUUUCAGGUUGUUUGAAAACUGCAGGAAAAUCUGAAAAUCCAACAUGAAAGAAGCGUUAAGCCUGAAGGAAGAUAAAAGCUAAUUUAGUUAUUUCUCAGUGUUAGACGCCAUUAGACGGUGCCUUGUUUUCUCUAAAUGUACUAACGUGUCCUGAUUAGUCCUGAAUGUGAAGAUCGCUCCUCUUUCUUUUUGCUCUGAUCUCGUUUUUGUGACCUUUUCUGAAAACGCCUUGAGCAGAUUUAGGGACUGGGUCCUAUGACAGUAGAGAGGAGGACCGGCUUCUUCUCAAAGAUGACAUUCUCUUUUUAUUCUGAAAACCUUCCAAUUUGAUUCAUUUUAGCAAAACAAUUUUUUUUCUCCUAAUUGUUUAGCUGAGAUACUGAAUAUAAUUUAAAGAAGCAGACACCUUGAGUCGUUUUGUGACACUUUUAUUUUGGUAACAGGAAGAGUGCACUAUGAGGAGUUGUUCUAGUGAAUCUGAUGCUGUAAAGUUGAUCAUAACGCAUUUAUUACUGGAUUACUUAACUUUGAUUAUUAUUAUUAACAAAUGUUUUCCCAUCAGGUUUUCUCAGUGGAAAUGAAAUGCUUUUUCUAAUUAAAUGCAAAACAACAAACAAUAACCUUACAUACUGUGAAAAUGAAUGGCUGAAUUUUUGGAUUGGUGUUUAUUAGAAGAGAAUCUUUUAUUGAAAGUCACAUCUUGUGGAGGGUCUUAAAAAACUUAGAGGUUUUUAUGCUUUUUCUUUGGAUUUUAUGUCCACUUGAUUCCUUUUCAGCACUUUGUCAUACAUCUGUGCUUGUUGGGUCUUUAAAGAGCAAGUCACCCCCUACCAGAGUAUUACUACUCUCCCACUUCCUGUUUGAAAAAUGCAACAAAUGCUGUUGCAUAGCAGACUGAGGGCGGAGCCACUAACAAAUACACACACACACACACACACACACACACAGAGGCUCACAACGACACUGUGACAUCAUAUGGUACCAGCUAACGUUCUAGGGUACCUCUUAGCCAAUAGCGAUGGCAGAUUUAAAUUCAUAUGCAGUGCUGAGUUUUUGCCUGACGACGGUGCAUCGCUGACAGUUUUAGGCAGAUUAUUUAAAUUUUAACUAAGAUUAAAUAGUGCCAAAUUAUUGACUACAUUUGUCUACAGAGCAAUUAGACACUCAUUUAUAUAGUUUAUCAACAAAAACAAAGUUGAUUUGAGGGUGACUUGCUCUUUAAACAUCAGAAUCUGAACCUGUGGGAGCCAAGACGCACGCCUUGACUGAGUUUAUGGAGGGAAUGGUUUUAGAAAGUGAUGAAGAAAGUUUAUGGGAAGUAGACAGAUGUCUAAGCAGGUGUUUGUGGAAAACUAGACAUCUAAAAUAGGAUGACAUGGCUCUGAAUGUCUGGAAAAGUGAGGUAUCAAAGUGAACAAAGCAAAGUUUCAUAUGCAAACUGUUCAGCUGGCAUGAUUCUUCAGCGUUGUGAAGAGUCAAGUCACAACAAAAACAGUAGGAAGUAACUAAUGGCUCAUAUUGUGUUACUAUGUAUAGGCUGCCAUCAUUAGUGGGAAUAAAUGCUUGUAAAUCUGCAAAGAAUUGUUAAGAAAUUGGACUUAUUUUGAAUAUUUCACUUUGGUUAAACAUUUUGUCUUUGAGAUGCUGCAGAAAAACCUCUGAUGCUGCAAAACUGUUGGUGAAAUGAGUGCAAAAAUGCAACAAACUGGUAUUUGUGUUACUAAUGUGAUUUUUUUAAAUUAAGAGCCACUAAAAUGCAUUUGUGUAAAAAUGAUUCAUUUAAAUAAUGAAAGGACCUGUGAUUCUGGGUCAUAAAAUCCAAAGUUUGGAUGAAAUACAAGCUGAUCCUAUUAUAAAUGACCUUGUUUCUCUUGUGCACAUUUAAAUGUAUGUAAAGAAAAAAACACUGAUCCAAAACAAAUCGGCUGAUGACACAGAUCUGAGUGUAACUGCAUGCAACAUCUUAACAGAACUGAUUGGGAAUCUGCACCAAACUGAGUCAGCGCAAGAUCAAAGUGUCCCACUGGAGUGAAAUAUUGAUGAAUUAGAUGAACAUUAUAGUUUUGUUUUGUUCACAAUGUGUUUCACUGUGAAAACAGUCAUAUUAAUAUAAAGUUGUUACUAUGAUGAAUCCUGCUGAAGAACAAUGAAAUCCUAAAUAUUGACAAGUUGUGAAAUAAAAUUUAAAUCAGUU
Molecule: messenger RNA, 5155 nt
Organism: Nothobranchius furzeri (turquoise killifish)
Lineage: Eukaryota; Metazoa; Chordata; Actinopteri; Cyprinodontiformes; Nothobranchiidae
Product: BAR/IMD domain-containing adapter protein 2
Biological process (GO): actin filament bundle assembly; positive regulation of actin filament polymerization; plasma membrane organization
Cellular component (GO): cytosol; nucleoplasm
Molecular function (GO): protein binding; cytoskeletal adaptor activity
Source: RefSeq, a predicted model, not a curated record